ACACCAACAACGACCACUACAACAUCCACAGUGGCGACAACCAGUACAUCCAGCAGAACGGCAUCAACUGCAACACCAACUACGACCAGUACAAUAUCCACUGCGGCACCAACCAGUACAUCCAGCACAACGGCAACAACUACAACACCAACUACGACCACUACAACAUCUACAGCGGCACCUACCACUACAUCGAGCACAACAGCUUCAACUACAACACCAACAACGACCACUACAACAUCCACAGUGGCGCCAACCACUACAACAAGCACAACGGCAACUACUACAUCACCAACUAUGACUACUACAACAUCCACAGCGGCGCCAACUACUAUGACGAUCACAACUGCAUCAACUACAACACCAACUACGACUUUUACAACAUCCACAGUGGCACCUACCACUACAUCGAGCACAACUGCAUUGACUACACCACCAGCUUCAAUGACAAUGAGAACCAGAACUGCAUCUACCACUUCAACAAGCACAACUGCAUCGACUACAACACCAGCUCCAACGACCAUGAGAACCACAACUGCCUCUACCACUGCAACAAGCACAGCUGCAUCAACGACAACACCAACGACUACUAGCAUGUUGUUGACGAAGCCCCCGACUACAAGUCCAGCUACUACAGUUCCAUCAUCUGCAAUGGCCUGGAAUCCGACAACUACGACAGCAACAAUGAUGACAUCCACAACUGUGCAUGCAACUACAACAAGCACAUCCACAACAAUUUCAACUGCAUCUGCGAUAACUAUGACAACCACAAAUGUGCCUACAACUACAAUGACAACAAACAACAUAAGCCCCACAAAGACAACUGCUGCUAGUUCAGGUAAGUUUACAACAUACACAACUGCACAAAGCACUACAACAAACACAACUACAUCAACUACAACACCAUCUAUGACCACUACAACAUCCACAGCAGCACCAACCACUACAUCAAGCACAACUGCUUCAACUGCAACACCAUCUACGACCACUACAACAUCCACA
This is a messenger RNA of Paramormyrops kingsleyae, 1002 nucleotides long. Lineage: Eukaryota; Metazoa; Chordata; Actinopteri; Osteoglossiformes; Mormyridae. The record is from RefSeq and is a predicted model, not a curated record.